Molecule: messenger RNA, 1056 nt
Organism: Opisthorchis viverrini
Lineage: Eukaryota; Metazoa; Platyhelminthes; Trematoda; Opisthorchiida; Opisthorchiidae
Exons: 5
Coding region: 1-1056 (351 amino acids)
Source: RefSeq, a predicted model, not a curated record
AUGGCUAAAUGGCCAUUACGGUCGUUCACGUGUUCGCUCUAUCCAACCAGUGGCGAAUUGCCUGCCUUGAACACGUUCACACCCACUCCGCUGGGAGUAUGCUUCCAAGCCGUGUUUGACAAGCUCCGCCAACGCACCUGCUAUCCGGGUACCGACGGUGACCUUGGGGACGCGUCGCCAUCCGCACAUAUACUUUUCGUGUCGAAACGCUUCCUGACAGAAUGUGUGUUGCGGCAUAAACGAGAGAUUCAGUUGAGUCCCCCAUGUGAACCGAAUUCGUACAGAAAUGCAAGUGUCGCUGAUCAUGACGAUGAUGAUGGCGGUGACGAUGAUGUUGAUGACGAUGAUGUUGACGACGAUGAUGAUGAUGAUGAUGAUGAUGACGAUGAUGAUGAUGGUGAUGAUGAAGUUGAUGAUGAAACGUUUGCAGUCCAACUGCCAAGCUCGGCGAUCAGACCAAUAACCAUUGAAUAUAUCAGCGUGCUUGCCGCUGCAGGCUCUAAUCGUUUCCUCCGAGAAAUCAGUCAGCCACCGGAGGCAUCGUCCGAUGAAGUUGAUCAUGAUGCUGAUGAUGAUGCCGACGAUGAUCAUGAUGACGGUGAUGAUGAUGAUGAGGAGGAGGAGGAUGAGGAUGAGGAUGAUGGUGAUGACGAUGAUGAUGAUUAUGAUGAUGAUGACGCUGAAGUUGAUCAUGGUGAAGAUGAUGAUGAAGAUGACGAUGAUGAUGAAUUUGAUGAUGAUGCGGAUGACGAUGUAAUUGAUGAUGAUGAUGAUGAUGGUGAUGGUGAUGGUGAUGGCGAUGACCGGUAUUCACACUUUCCUCAACCAAGUGGUAGCGACGUUCUCGUAGACACAUUUUCCAUCACUGUGUGUCCUACUGGAACGCUGGAUACUACUGAUCAGGCACGAAGCGAUGAUAAACCCGCGCAAACCUUACGAGCUGAAGGCAGUAUGAGUGCUUUGAUAUGCCUUCUGUUGAAAAUGCACUUUACAAAUCGGAAAUCCCACCUGAACAUGAUGGCCUCUUUGGUUUGUGGGCGUCUGAAACUGACAUGA